Messenger RNA from Owenia fusiformis, 4766 nucleotides. Lineage: Eukaryota; Metazoa; Annelida; Polychaeta; Sabellida; Oweniidae. The record is from the annotation of a GenBank genome assembly.
GUUUCAGAUAAUUAAUUUAGACGGAAAUAAUUUGACUUGUAAGCCAAAUCACAAAAUAAGCACAUAAAGCGAGGGAUUUGGGGCCUCUUCUUUGGUAAGAAGAAAGGUGAAUAUGUGAUACUGCUCAACAUGCAAAAAAGUCCAGAUAUCAGGGUUUGAUUGUGCUUUCUUAUCGCCACAUCCCUCUUUAAACUUUUGAUGCAUCAUUUUACAAUUGUGUCACGUGAAAUUAUUGUUUUGAAGUUGAAUUCAGUUUUCCUCAAAAACAGAUACAUGCUGACUUUAUAUCUCAAAUACUAGUAUCUUCUUAUUUUCAGGUUUGACUGGUUUUCUGGGAGGAAUCAAGUAUAAAGGAAAAAACUAAAAUGACAGAUCUCCACGUUUCUACACCUUACAAUCCAUUGAGCCAUAAACCAAUAGGUUAUGUGAGAUCUCUAUUUGCAUUCAAGAAUGGAACCCCACGACAAGCCUCAGUGUGUACAAACGCAAAAGCAGUAAUUGCGAUAGAGAAGUCUGUAUUCAAUAAUCCAGAACAUUCAUUACAAGGACUCGAAGCGUUCUCUCACGUGUGGGUGAUAUUUCUAUUCCAUAAAAACAAUAACUCUCAUAGAAAAGCAAAGGUGGCACCACCGAGACUGAAUGGGGCAAAGGUUGGAGUUUUUUCAACACGGAGCCCCUACAGGCCGAACCCUAUAGGAUUAUCACUGUGCCGUGUUGCUCACAUUGAGGGAAAUCAGGUCCACCUAUCUGGGAUUGACAUGCUAGAUGGCACCCCUGUGUUGGAUAUUAAGCCGUAUAUACCACAAUAUGAUGCACCAGUCCUGCAUGAGGCAAAUAGCAAUGAAGAUACAGUAUGUUCUCCAAAUGAAAGAGUUUAUGAACCACAAGCCAUUCCUUCAAUUAUUUCAGGUGGACAAAUAGAUCUGGAAUUAGAAAAAAUUCAAAUAAGUGUUAAGUCCACAUCAGGUGCAUCUGUUUCUCAUAGUCAUCAGUUAGACCUCAAGUCAGGUCAGAGUCAAACGUCUACUUCAAAUUCAUCAGCUUCAAACUGUCAUCUGUCAGAAAUACAGUCAGAUUCAAAUUCGUCAGCUUCAAACUGUCAUCUGUCAGCAAUAGAGUCAGAUUUAAAUUCGUCAGCUUCAAACUGUCACCUGUCAGCAAUAGAGUCAGAUUUAAAUUCAUCAGCUUCAAACUGUCAUCUGUCAGAAAUAGAGUCAGAUUUAAAUUCGUCAGCUUCAAGCUGUCAUCUGUCAGCAAUAGAGUCAGAUUUAAAUUCGUCAGCUUCAAACUGUCAUCUGUCAAGACUUGAGUCAGAUCAGAGUCAAACGUCUACUUCAGAUUCAUCAUUUUCAAACUGUGAUCUGUCUGACUCUGUAUCAAACAAGAGUCAAAUUUCAAAUUCAAAUUCUUCACUUUCUAAUAAGCCUAGCGUUCAGUCAGAUAAAAGUGACAGCAUUUCAUCAGUUGAUAGCAGUGGCCAAUUGAGCAUUCAAUCAGAUAAGAGUCAAACCUCUAUUUCAAAUUCAACUAUUUCAUGCAGUUACCAGUCAGAAAAACCUAAUGAAAAAAUAUGCUUACAUGAUAUUGAUGAAUCUAUAAAAUCUGCUCAGUGGAUAACAUCGCCACCUAUUGACAAACUUCGAGUUUGUUUCACAGGACGUGCCAAAUCUCAACUUCAAAAAUUUAGCUUGAAUGCAACUGGAAAUAACUUGCAAGAUUACUUUUUAAAUUUUUUCGAUAGCAGUGACCAAUUGGAGCAAGCUAUAUGUGAAAUAUUGCAGGCUGAUCCACGCUCGUCAUAUAGACGUAAAAACUGUACAGAUUCGCUGUAUUAUUUUUGCGUAGAUAAUGCUCAUGUGACUUGUUGGUUUGAUGGUGAUAUGGUAGAGGUGGUCAAAGUCAAACCAAUAUCAAAUUCGAUCUUGGCUGGAAAAACUUAAGAGUGUAUGUUUACUUGUUUAGGGAGGAUUCAUUUUAUAAGAAAGGGAAUACUGUAGAUACACUUAUUUUGACUUUACUUAAAGGGACAAAGUGCGUAAAUGAAGUCUCACUUUUGAUCUUCAUAGUACAGUAGUAGGCUAUUUCCAAUGGAUUAAUAAGUACUUGAUCUUUCAUUUGACACGAAAAACAACUCAAAUAGACCAUAUCAGAGUUGACACUAGUUCAUGAAAAAAUAUUUUUGAUCUAUCAAUUUAUAGAUUUCAAAUUUUUAGCAAUGCCAUAGAAAGAUGGCAUUGUUGUUUGUAUUAAUUGUCCAUUCAUUUUUGAUAGGAUUUCAACCAUACGCCAUCUUUUAGUCCAAUAGUUAUUUAAAAACGUAAACUUUGUGAAAAGUGGUAAUUCACUUCUUUUGAUCUCUGAACUUCAAAUGCUGUUUUCUAUGCGAGUAAUUUUUUUUCACUUCAGUAUUGACCCAAAUUAAAGUUUUUUGAUUGACUGUGUGAGUGACAUGUCUCAAGUAAUAUUUUGUCUUUUUUCCUUCAAAAAUAAGCGCAUUUCAAAUAUUGUGGCUAUUUAAUUUGGCGGAUUGGAUUUAGGACUGAAGUUAAAUUUUUGUUAAUGAUGAUUAUGAUUAUUAGAUGUUUAUGUCAUUGGAACAGUUGUUUACUAAGAUAUUUUCUGUAUUUCUUUUGGAAUAAUGUAGAAUUGAUGACAUGUUGACAGGAAAAGGGGCCCCUGGAGUUUAAUUUCAGAAGUGCAUUGUACAAAAAUUCCAAACUUUAAUUUGGCAGAUUUUCUGAAUCCGCCAAUCUGUCAAAUUAAAACGGGCCCCUGAUAGCAUUAACAUUGGUCUCGUAUAUGUCAUACAAUUGAUAUUUGAAACGCAACUAAUAACUAUUCAAACUUAUGAUCGGACAUUACUAUGAUAUUACUUUAUUACCUUGAAGUACACAUCAUACUUCUGUCCAAUAAGUUCUCUUCUGUUCUAUAAGUAUAAAUACCUUACAUUUUGGGUAUUUUCUGUUAUUUUAUCACAUAUUACCGACUUAGAAAUGUGUUUAUAUUUUUAUACUGUAAUCUGGCCAGUCCCUGAAUACCUGUAGUCCAAGAAAGAGCUAUUUCUGUAAGUUCUAUGUGUAAACCAUUAAUUAUGUAGUCCAAUUAUUUUGCCAGGUGGCAAAAUGUUUAUAUCUCUUAAUUAUCAACAUGCCUCAUAUUAUCCAUCAUAUAGUAAGUCUUAAAUGCCAAAUUAUAUUACUGUAAAUUGCCAUAUUAUGUGAAAUGCCAUAGUGUGAAAUGCCAUAUUGUGCAAAGUGCUAUAUUAUGGAGAAUGCCAUAUUAUGUCAAAUGCCAUAUUGUGUAAAGUGCUAUAUUAUGGGGAAUGCCAUAUUAUGUUAAAUGCCAUAUUGUGUACAGUGCUAUAUUAUGGGGAAUGCCAUAUUAUGUCAAAUGCCAUAUUGUGUAAAGUGCUAUAUUGGAUGGGGAAUGCCAUAUUAUGUUAAAUGCCAUAUUGUGUACAGUGCUAUAUUAUGGGGAAUGCCAUAUUAUGUCAAAUGCCAUAUUGUGUAAAGUGCUAUAUUAUGGGGAAUGCCAUAUUGUGUCAAAUGCCAUAUUGUGUAAAGUGCUAUAUCAUGGGUAAUGCCAUAUUAUGUUAAAUGCCAUAUUGUGUAAAGUGCUAUAUUAUGGGGAAUGCCAUAUUAUGUCAAAUGCCAUAUUGUCUAAAGUGCUAUAUUAUGGGAAAUGCAGUAUUAUGUCAAAUGCCAUAUUGCUUAAAGUGCUAUAUUAUGGGGAAUGCCAUAUUAUGUCAAAUGCCAUAUUGUGUAAAGUGCUAUAUCAUGAGUAAUGCCAUAUUAUGUCAAAUGCCAUAUUGUGUAAAAUGCUAUAUUAUGGGGAAUGCCGUAUUAUGUUAAAUGCCAUAUUGUGUAAAGUGCUAUAUUAUUGGGAAUGCCAUAUUAUGUCAAAUGCCAUAUUGUGUAAAGUGCUAUAUUAUGGGGAAUGCCAUAUUAUGUUAAAUGCCAUAUUAUGUUAAGUGCUUUAUUACGGGGAAUGCCAUAUUAUAUCAAAUGCCAUAUUGUGUAAAUUGCUAUAUUAUGGGGAAUGCCAUAUUAUGUCAAAUGCCAUAUUUUGUAAAGCGCUAUAUUAUGGGGAAUGCCAUAUUAUGUCAAAUGCCAUAUUGUGUAAAGUGCUAUAUUAUGGGGAAUGCCAUAUUAUGUCAAAUGCCAUAUUUUGUAAAGCGCUAUAUUAUGGGGAAUGCCAUAUUAUGUCAAAUGCCAUAUUGUGUAAAGUGUUAUAUUAUGGGAAUGCCAUAUUAUGUCAAAUGCCGUAUUGUGUAAAGCCCCAUAUUAUGGAGAAUGCCGUAUUAUGUCAAAUGCCAUAUUGUGUAAAGUGCUAUAUUAUGGGGAAUGCCGUAUUAUGUCAAAUGCCAUAUUGUGUAAAGUGCUAUAUUUUGGGGACAGCCGUAUUAUUUCAAAUGCCAUAUUGUGUAAAGUGCUAUAUUAUGGGGACUGCCGUAUUAUGUCAAAUGCCAUAUUGUGUGAAGUGCUAUAUUAUGGGGAAUGCCGUAUUAUGUCAAAUGCCAUAUUGUGUAAAGUGCUAUAUUAUGGGGAAUGCCAUAUUAUGUCAAAUGUCAUAUUGUGUAAAGUGCUAUAUUGGAUGGGAAAUGCUAUAUUAUGUCAAAUGCCAUGUUGUGUAAAGUGCUAUGUUAUGGGGAAUGCCAUAUUGUGUGAAAUGCAUUAUUGUAUUUUACUAUACUAUACUGUACGAUACUUAUUACUUGUAUUUGUAUUUCUAGCCUUUCUGGCUCUGUUUACUUGUCUGUCUGUGUG